Erpetoichthys calabaricus (reedfish) is the source of this 4502-nucleotide messenger RNA. It is a transcript of the gene sc5d, whose product is annotated as sterol-C5-desaturase. Bases 152 to 1039 code for a protein of 295 amino acids. The record is from RefSeq and is a predicted model, not a curated record. The transcript is spliced from 5 exons. NCBI's taxonomy places the organism in Eukaryota, Metazoa, Chordata, Cladistia, Polypteriformes, Polypteridae. Gene Ontology annotation, molecular function: oxidoreductase activity; iron ion binding.
GUACAGGUAUAGUAACCCGCAUGUAUUCAGUGCGUGAAAGGUUUCGGGCACUUUGACGUUUCCUGUCGGUCGUCGAAGGGAAACAUGCAGAUUUAACAACUGUCUUUAAUGCUUCAGUAAAAGGGGGUGAGGUGGUAAAACGCCUAAGGAGAUGGAUCUCAUACUGAAUAUCGCUGACUAUUAUAUUCUCACACCAUAUGUCUAUCCAUCUACCUGGCCAGAGAAUGAUGCCUUUCGUCAGAUCAUCAGCCUGCUGUUUAUUACCAAUUUAGCAGCUGUGAUGCUCUAUCUUAUGCUUGGAUCUUUUAGUUACUAUUUCAUUUUUGAUCACUCUCUUAUGAAGCACCCUCAGUUUCUGGAGAGUCAAGUCAAACGGGAAAUAAAGUAUGCCUUGUGGUCAGUGCCGUGGAUUAGCCUUCCCACAGUAGCCUUGUUUUUUGCAGAGGUCAGAGGGUAUAGCAAGCUGUAUGACAAUAUUGAAGACUCACCUUAUGGCUGGUUUGGUGUUUUUCUAAGUAUGUUCUCUUUCCUGCUCUUUACUGACAUGUGUAUCUACUGGAUUCACCGCUUUCUUCAUCAUAAGCUCAUCUACAAGUAUUUCCACAAACCACACCAUGUCUGGAAGAUUCCUACACCUUUUGCCAGCCAUGCUUUUCAUCCAGUGGAUGGCUUCCUGCAGGGCUUGCCAUAUCACAUCUAUCCCUUCUUGUUUCCCUUGCACAAAGUGGUUUACCUUGGUUUGUACGUAUUUGUCAAUGUAUGGACAGUGUCUAUCCAUGAUGGAGAUUAUCGGGUUCCUAAAUUUCUCCAGUCCAUUAUAAAUGGUUCAGCACACCACACUGACCACCACCUCUUCUUUGACUAUAAUUAUGGCCAAUAUUUCACACUGUGGGACCACAUUGGGGGCUCUUAUAGAUUCCCCUCAGCUUUCCAAGGAAAGGGUCCUCAUCUCUCUGUUAGACAGAGUAAACAGAUAGAUGAACUCAAUACAAAUUGGGACCAUAAAUCUGAAAAUUCCAAAGCGCAUAAAAAUAAAUAAAUAUUAAUACUAUUCUUGAAUAACGGGAUGAAGAAAACCAUUUUGGAUUUGCAAGUAACUGGUUGUAAAUAACUGACUUAUGGAGUUUUGUUUAACACAAGUACAAUAAUUUAAAACCUCAUGAUUGAAAAGAAAAUGUGUAUAAGAUGUGCUAUGUGGUAUGCAUUAACAAUGACAAUGUCAAGGAGCAUAAAGCAUCUUUGUGACUGUUAGGAAAUUACCAAAAUGAAAAUGAUGAUUGAAAAACUUAAGCAUAUCUUGAAGGAAUGUAUAUGUCUACAAUUAAGUUUAAAUGUCAAUUAAAUGUUAAGUAAAUAUAAUUUUCAGUUAUGUGCUCAUAAUAUUUGUUCACAUCAUAAACCUGUAUUCAUAUCGGUAACAGGCAGUAUAUUUAUAUAGCCGACUGAACAUUCAUUCUUAACCAGUCUGUUUUAUACAAAAAAUAGGUUAUAUUGGUAAAUAUUUCAGUCAAUGAUAAAAAGCAGUUAAUUUAAAGUUUCCUUGUAAUUUAUAAAUUUCUCAAAUUGUUCGUUUAAAGUCAGAGAAAAAGUGAUUCAGUGUGACAUAAUUCACACUUUAUAAAUAAUAGGAAUCCAGGUUCAAACUGUUAUUGUUAUUACUACUACUUCUACACUAGGUAACAAAAUUGAAUUUUUUGUUACAUGAAUCAAUAAAUAUGGAUCUCAUGGUAUUUUUCAUGCUGAAUCCAAGUAUCUAAUUAGACUUUCUUUAUCAGAAGGAAUUUAAGUGACAUAUGAUUAUAAUUUACAUCAACAGAUUAUCUAUUGUCAUGGAACUCUCACCACAUGUCCAAAUGUGUUACAGGCUGCAAACUCUAGCAGAAAAGACUUCUUUUCUGUCCUUCUGGAAACAUGUACAGAAAUGGUAAUAAAAACAUGCUAAUUUUGAAUUUAGCUUUAAAAACCUGUGCACCUUAUUAAGAGCUUAUAUAUAAAGUAAACUGCCCAUAAAGAACUUAACAGUGUUGAUGAUAGAAACAUUCUGUGUACAUUUUAGAAAUCAGCAUGAAAAAGUACUUUUGAAACCCCUAAGUUAUGUGACAUAAUUUUUGUUGGCCAGUUUUAUUAUAGAAACACUUGUAGGAUGUGAAUAGCUCAGUUCAAGUGUAUAUUGGACUGUUUUAAAAUUAUCCUCAAUAAGUAAUACUUGAUUUACUGAAAACUGAGUUCAAAUUUGAGCAGAUGUUUUACUUAUUUGUAUUUUGAUUCUGCUUGAAUUGGUGCCUGGAAUAUGCUUUGUGUAGCAAAAGUGUUGCCUUUUUAAAAAUGCAUUAGUUUGUGCCAAGAAAGAAUAUCAUGUUUUCUGUGUUUUGUACACACAUUAUAAAUUCAAGAUUUGUAAAUAAAUAAAGGUAAAGUUCAGUGAAAAGAAGGCAUACAAAAUACACCAAGGGUUCAAGUUCAAGGUUUUAUAUAGUAAUUAUGAUUUUUGGUUGUAAUGUUAAAUUAAUAAUACUAUAAUUAAUGUAAAAAAGAGAGUAUAUUUUCAUAAUGGUUGUUUGAAUUUGUAGAGAACUUUUUAUGAUGCAGUAGUGUGGAACACCACUUCUUGAAUGGUUUGCUGUAAUUUCAAAAAGAGAGCAAGCAGAACAAUGUACCUUCACAAACUUUGAAUGGUGUAGUAAACUUUUGAAAUUCUCUGCCUUUUAAUUUCUGCUCUUGAGUCACAAGUAUACUUAAUUUCUAGCCAAGUUGUACUUUUUCUGUUCUGCAAGUAUAAUGUGAUGGAAAACACAUGGUCCUUAACCUAAUUUUUGUAUUUUUACAAUAUUUACUUUUUCAGAGAAUGUGAUUUACAUUUUAAAAAGUCAGAUGUAAAAGUAGUUGUCAGUGUUGCUUUGUAUUAUAUCACAAAGACUACUAUAUUGACAUUUACAUUUAUUUACUUGGAAGAUAAUUUUAUUCAAAGUGGCUUACAAAAGAAGUCAGUAUAACUGAGUAAACGUUAGUCUGGGGACUGUUUUGCAGCAAGUGGUUGAAAACAAGCUUGCAGAAUUGACUAUCACAAGAGCUCCAAACCACAGAGAAAAAAAAACUAGACUAGUACUCUUUUCUUACCUACUAAAAAACUACCCUCAAACCAUUAUCAAUUAUAGACAUAUUCAUGUAACAAGAGAGUCUUCAAACACUUCCUAAACAGAGUAAUGGAGGUGGGCAGCUCAUUCCACUGACUCAAAGCUACACAGGCUAGGAUUUGAUGGCACAUAGAGGUGUUUAUUGGCAGAUGUGAGUGGGCAAGAAGGAGCAUAGGUGCCUCCAUGUACAUAAAGGUGCUAAACCAAUGGCUGCGCUGUAGGCAAGCAUCAAGAAAUUGAAUUUAAUGCAUUCUGCAACAGGGGGCCAGUGUAGUGACAUGAAAAGAUGUACUGCUGCAUUUUGAAUCAUAUGCAGUGGUUUGGUAGCAUAAUGAGUAUGCCGAUUUUGUUUGUCUCUCCAUAUUUUCUUAUUCCACUUUGAGGUCCUGGAUUAGCUAUUUUAUGUUGCUGGGUGGUGUUGUGCGACUUCCUCAUAGCUUCAGUCAUCUGGGUAUAAUUACUGUCUUUCUCCUUGCAUGUUCUUCCACUACAGUUUUCCCUGGUUUUCUCACAUAUUAUGACACUUUAAUAUGAGUUUAGUUGAUGAUGUUGCUUUGUCCCAACAUACAUAAUGUUGUCCCAUUCAUUGUUCUUUGCCUUGCACCUGACACUGCCAGGAGAUGCUAAAACUCUCCACGACUUUAUAAUGGAAAAAUUGGGUUAAAAUAAUAAAUGCCAGUCUAGGUUAGGCCUACAUUAUGAAGUUCUUGUAUAAAUUCCAGUUACUAUUGCUUUAAUUUCUAAUGUAUGGCUAUAUUAGAUUAUUAUAUUAUUAUAUAUUGUGAAUUUCCCAUUGGGAUUAAUAAAGUAUCUAUCUAUCUAUCUAUCUAUCUAUCUAUCUAUCUAUCUAUCUAUCUAUCUAUCUAUCUAUAUUAAACUGAAGCAGUGUAAACUCGUUCAUUACUUCAGUAACUUGUUAUGUAAUGAGCUUGACUUAUAAUUGUGACGCAGAUGGGUCAUUUUUCUAUCCUUAUGUUCAAUGCUGAUAUUCCAUACUGUUUUAAAUAGUAUGUUACCAUAUUUAUUAAAAAUACCCAAUCAGUUCAAGAAAUGUAUUGGUGUUGGUCAAUGUUAACCAAAAAUUGUAUCCUUUGCAAACUAACUUCUACAUGUAAAGUUAAGAAAUUCAUUGUUGUCUUUUAUUUUCCUUUUCUUGAUCUUUGGACAGUGGAGUAAUUAAAAAAUAAGAAAAUAGAGUAUUAUAUCAUGAAAGUCUGGCCUAUAAAAUCAGUUAAAUUAAAUAAACUGUUUUGUAUUUUGUUCAUACAAAUUGUUGUAAACAUGUAGGUGAUGGGUACCAUAGUGUUUUUUUGUGUGUUUGAAUCAAAAUGCAAUAAAUACAAAACUGCUCCUUUGCGAAAUCCAAUA